Molecule: messenger RNA, 718 nt
Organism: Suncus etruscus (white-toothed pygmy shrew)
Lineage: Eukaryota; Metazoa; Chordata; Mammalia; Eulipotyphla; Soricidae
Gene: COXFA4L2
Product: NDUFA4 mitochondrial complex associated like 2
Exons: 4
Coding region: 1-264 (87 amino acids)
Source: RefSeq, a predicted model, not a curated record
AUGGCAGGAACCGGUCUGGGGGCCCGCUUAUACCGACAGGUCAAGAGACAUCCGGGGCUCAUUCCGAUGAUCGGCUUCAUUGGCUUGGGCAUGGGCAGUGCCGCGCUCUACUUGCUGCGACUCGCCCUGCGCAGCCCUGAUGUCUGCUGGGACCGAAAGAACAACCCGGAGCCCUGGAAUCGCCUAAGUCCCAAUGACCAAUAUAAGUUCCUUGCUGUUUCCACCGACUAUAAGAAGCUGAAGAAGGACCGACCGGAUUUCUGAACUGGACCGAGGUGCACGUUCGAUGCAAACCCCAGUCAGCCUACUAGCUAUCCAGCCCCUGCUUGCACAGUCUGGGGUUCCCACGCAGGGGGGGACUGGCUCCACUUUUAUCCUUGUCCCUUGUUCCCAGCAGCGGAAACGCCUCUGACCCUCAGCUUGAGUCCCUGGGGGAGGGAGGGAGGCAAUUAGGGCAGCAGCAACCCAGUCCACUCCAAGCCUGCUCCAGCCCCCCUUUACCGGGCGUGGCAAGGCUACGUGUUGCGCGUGGCCUACGUGAGCCAAGAGCAAGCAGAGGCCUGAGUGCCAAGCGACGUGGCGGGUCCCAGGCUAACUCAGGUUGGCGCUGCCCUGGCUCGACUGGGCUAGCAGUGGGCUGUUCCGCCUGCUCUGAGGACCUCACCCAAGAGAGCACAGCGGGAUUCCAACCCGGCCCCCCUCCCGCCCAGCACCUGGG